Molecule: messenger RNA, 456 nt
Organism: Lottia gigantea (owl limpet)
Lineage: Eukaryota; Metazoa; Mollusca; Gastropoda; Lottiidae
Exons: 3
Coding region: 1-456 (151 amino acids)
Source: RefSeq, a predicted model, not a curated record
AUGAAGUAUAAGAAACCACACUGUAGUUGCAUUUUUACUCUUUAUAGCAACGUAUCAAUGUUUUUUUUCCCGAUUUAUCUUUUAUACAGACAACUCAUUUGUGACGCCGAUAAGGAUCAAGGAUCCUCAAGAAAUGGUGACAGAAUUAACCGAGCUGUGAUAAGGGAAUGUGCCUUGAGAUCCGAGACUUAUAAUCUCGUGAAUAUGCUUAACAAUGGUAAAAUACUCACUAUUGACUCUUCUGUCAGGGCGUCCCCACAACUCCAAAUAUUACUGGCAUCAGCACAGUCUCCAGUUCCCGAAGCUAGCACUUCACAGCCUUCCGAGCCCAAAGUCCCUGCUCAGCCUGCUGCACCACAAGCUGGAUCUGCUGAUGCACCUCAAGCUGGUUUGGCUGCAGCUGCACUACAAGCUGGAUUGGAUGCUGCCGAACCCAAGAUGAAGAAAUGGAUUUAG